AUGUUUGCUUUACACAAUAAAUGCCUUGAAAUUGCAGAAUUACUUUUAUCAUCUGGUGCAGAUAUAAAUGCUGUACAGGAGAAUGGAUACUCUGCUCUCCAUCUUGCAGUUGGUGUGAAUGAUUUGGAUACAAUAAAAUUCCUUGUUUAUCACCAUGCAAAUAUAAAUUUAAGAGAUUAUGACGGUCUAACAGCUUAUUUUCAUGCAUGUGAUCUUGGGUACAAUGAUAUAAAAUUAUUUUUUGAACAAAAUGGUGCAAUGUAG
Molecule: messenger RNA, 264 nt
Organism: Trichomonas vaginalis G3
Lineage: Eukaryota; Parabasalia; Trichomonadida; Trichomonadidae
Product: positive regulation of myosin-light-chain-phosphatase protein
Exons: 1
Coding region: 1-264 (87 amino acids)
Molecular function (GO): protein binding
Source: RefSeq, a predicted model, not a curated record